Molecule: messenger RNA, 902 nt
Organism: Drosophila willistoni
Lineage: Eukaryota; Metazoa; Arthropoda; Insecta; Diptera; Drosophilidae
Exons: 2
Coding region: 371-766 (131 amino acids)
Source: RefSeq, a predicted model, not a curated record
GUAGGCAAUUUAGUUAUAUUAUAUUCUCUACUAAUGAUACUUAUUACACGUUUUCUUCGAUCUGUCAGCAUCUGGCUUAAAUAAAUGUAAAUUUAGCGAUCAAAUAUGCCUUGCAAAGGGCCUACAGAAAAUACUUCAACAAUUUGGUAAAACAGGAAUACCCGAAUGGAAUAUACCACCAUUGAAUAUUUUGCAAUUACCCGACACCAAAUUUGUGGAUGACGAUCCGCAUAAACCAUUGUCGUAUCAGGUUAAAAUUACUAAUGUCACUGCCUACGGAUUCGAGAAUUCAACAAUAACGAAAGUUAGAAGUGAUUUGAAGCAAAAGAAGAUCGAAAUAUAUGCAAAUAUUCCAAAUUUAGUGGGCAAAAUGAAAAGUAGUGUGAAAGCCCGAAUAUUUUUUGGAUUUUUUAAUGCUUCCGGCCGAACAAUAUCGGAACUUCAAAAUGUGCGUUUGAUUUGGAAAGUUUUCCUAGAUUUUGGUAAUCAAGGAUAUGUAAAGGUUUACAAAUUGUUUCUCUAUACAAAAAUUGAUAGAGCCGUUUUUGAUGUCACCGAUGUGAAUUAUGUCAACACCGAUUUAGCUAUUGUUGUCAGCCAAUGGAUGAACGAUAAUUGGCAUGAAUUUUGGUCGGAGUUUGAACCCACAAUUAUAGAUGGGUUUAGUGAAUAUUUUAUUGAAUUUGCCAAUGAUAAAUUGAAUGCCCUACGCGUACGUUAUGAUGAUUUAUUUUUGCCCGAAGACUAUGGAGACCCUAGACUCUAGAAUGUAAAGUUUUAAAAUGUUCAUUCAAUAAAAUACAUAUUGAUAAUUAAGUUGAAAUUGAGAUAGUAAUACCAAUCUCAAUAGAAAUUUUACCUUAAAAAUUGUUUAUAAUAAACCGCUUACCUAUGAGACUUGA